Rhizophagus irregularis DAOM 181602=DAOM 197198 is the source of this 1013-nucleotide messenger RNA. RefSeq lists its product as uncharacterized. NCBI's taxonomy places the organism in Eukaryota, Fungi, Glomeromycota, Glomeromycetes, Glomerales, Glomeraceae. Gene Ontology annotation, cellular component: nucleus; cyclin-dependent protein kinase holoenzyme complex. Gene Ontology annotation, molecular function: protein kinase binding; cyclin-dependent protein serine/threonine kinase regulator activity. Gene Ontology annotation, biological process: regulation of cyclin-dependent protein serine/threonine kinase activity. The record is from RefSeq and is a predicted model, not a curated record.
UCCUCCCCUUGUCACAAAUAUCCUUUAUUUUAAUAUUUCACUAUUUUAAAAAAUAUCACGCGAAUUCAACAAGAAAAAAAUAAAUAAAUAAAUAAAUAAAAAUAAAAAUUUUUGGAAAUAAAUAAAUAAUACAAUCAACAAAAAAAAAACCAAGCGACCAAUUUCAACCAUGUCUUGUAGUGUAAUUCGUGGAGAUAAUGUUUUAGGAGGAGAUGCCCUCAUGUCUUUUACAGCGGGCUCUUGUGAUUCUGUACUUAAAUGUUCAAGACGAUCCAUUGGCAAUGCUUCUUUACCUAACCUCCUUCAAUUUAUCAGAGAUGUUACAACAAGAUCGAGAGUCUCUAAAAUGACAAUGGUGGUCGGAUUGAUUUACGUCGAUCGUUUAAAGAAAAAUUUACCCUCAUCAGCUCGAGGAGAUUUCGAUACUCCAUAUAAAAUCUUUUUAUCCGCCAUUUUAGUUGCAAGCAAAUAUUUAAGUGAUCAUUCUCUUCAAAAUAGAACCAUUGCUGAUAUUACAAAUGGUCUUUAUACAAACAAAGAUGUAAAUACUAUGGAACGUUCUUUCCUUGGAUUAUUGAAAUAUGACCUUUGGGUUGGAUCUGAUGAAUUCGAUUCCUUCUUGGAAGAACAUAGAAUUGAAUUAGAUAUUGAUGUCAAUUGGACUGGUGACGAAAAAGCCUAAGACGCCUGGUUUGUCAUACAUCAUUGAUCGUCGUGUCACAAUCAAUCAUAUUCGUUUUUUUUUUAUUUAUUUAUUUCGCGAUUUCUUUCGUGACUUUAUAUUUUUUUUAAUAACAAACAAGACGAACAUUAUCUUAUUUAUAUUUCAUUUUCAUUUUCUUACGUUUUUUUUUUUAAUCAAUUAUUCGCCUUCAAUUUUUAAUUUUCAACAUUUAACAUUAUUUUUCUUCCAUUUUGAAUAAUACGACUGUAAAUUGUUUAUAUAAUUAAGAAUAUUCAAAACCUUAUCAAACAAAACUUUAUCAAAACUUUCACAAUAAUUUUUUUUCCCC